AUGGCUGAUCACGACGCUGGCCAUGGCUUCGGCCCAAGAGCCCAUCACGACCGUCACAACUCCCAGGCUACCAGGCUCCCCAGAAGGAGAACUGUCCAACCCGAUCCCUACGAUGCCGCCCCUGGCAUAUGUCGAAUCUGCCGCAGCGAGGGCACCCCGGACGAGCCGCUCUUCUACCCGUGCCGAUGCAGUGGCAGUAUACAGCAUGUCCACCAGGACUGUCUGAUGGAGUGGCUGUCGCACUCGCAGAAGAAAUACUGUGAGCUGUGCAAGACACCCUUCCGCUUCACCAAGUUUUACAAUCCCAAUAUGCCACACACCCUCCCCAUCACUGUCUUCGCCCGCCAGGUCGGUCGAUAUGUUCUCGGGAGUAGUCUUAGUUGGCUCAGGGCUAUUGUGGCCCUCUCGUUCUGGGUUGUGGGCCUGCCGUGGUUCAUGAGAUGUGGCUGGUCCGCCAUGCUCUGGCUUAGCCAGGAGAGCUGGUCUGGGAGCUCCGUCGCCGCCACCACCAUCGAGUCUGAAGGCUCGAUCAUUUAUCUGUCCUCCACAAUGAUCGGCUUCGACAUGUGCCCGGCCAGUCCGCUGUUUGCCCCUACCAUGACUCCGGCAGCCGAGGUCGCUAGCAUGCUGGGCUGGUGGGCCAACCAGACCGUCACUCAGUUCUUCAUUCACUGCCUCUUUUGGAUGGUCGGCGUCCCUUCGCCUUCGCUCGUCUCCGCCAUCACUGGACCCCCGGUUGUUGUCGAGCCUGCGCACCCCCAGCUCGAUGAUGAUGCUGACUUGGAAGAUGACCUGUCCGAUGGCGAGCCUACGCCGGCUGAAGAGCAACUUGAUACGCACGCACCCGAAGUCUUCGAAAAUGUAAACGGCUUUGGUGCACCGGCCGCCCACGAGACGAUUCGGGACUACCAUGGUGACCACGGCCACAGUCCCGGCAAUGUGUUUGAAUAUGACGAGGAGCCCACUGUCAGUGCUGCAAACUUUCCCCAGGGCUGGGCAGAGGACACGUCGGUUUACCGCAGGCAAAGCGAUGAUGAUGCCUCGACCGAUGCUGCCUUUACCCCGAAUCACUCGCAGAGCGAUGGCACCGACCACGAUCAGGGCUCGUCAUCGGGAGAGCCCAAGGGCAAGGAGAGGGCUCAGGACGUUGUUGCCACGCUUGAUCCGUCGGAGCCAUCCUCGUCGGCUGAUGUCGGAGCUGGUCCUUCCCGGCCACGCUCCGUUUCUGAUGGCCCUCAGAUGCACAGCAGCAUCAACCCGCUCGCCAACAAUACUUGGUCUUUUGCUGCUGUCUACGAGCCCCACAACCAAGAGCCCCAGAGCGAAGAGCUGCCGCAGUGGCCUGGAUCCGACGCUCCAGUGCCAGAGACACUUCACGAGGAUGAAGCUCCUCAGCCGGCCCCUGUACCCGACAAUAGCAACAUGACCAAUUCCGAACACCACGACCAUAGUGCUUCUGUAGUCAAUGCAGGGACCUCAUCGGCAACAGAUCCGGGACCUGCUGCUGCGCCAGAACAGCCGAAGCCCCUGACGGAGCGUGUGACGGAUUUCAUGUGGGCUGAUAUUGGAGAUCCCGACCAUGGCUUUGCCGGUACAGGCGCCGAUGACCACGAGACCGACGAUGACCAGUGGCUUGAUGUGCCCAUGGACGAUAGAGACAACGGGCUCAACAUGGCUGAUGCUGCUGCCGAGUUCGAAGUCGACGAAAAUGAUGUUGCUGGUCUGGACCCGGGACGGGACGCUGAAGUUGUUGAGGACAUGGAGGAUUUCGAGGGCAUCAUGGAACUACUGGGGAUGCGAGGGCCCGUGACCAACCUGUUCCAAAACGUCAUAUUCUGCGCUGUUCUCGUACAAGCCGCCUUGUUUGUCGGUAUCUUUAUCCCCUUUAACGUUGGGCGCGUUUCGCUGUGGUUCAUUGCCAGGCCGACACGCCUCAUCCUCAUGAUGUACGAGAUGUCCAAGGUUAUUCAGGAUCUCACCUUUGCCUUCACUGGAUUCCUCAGCUGGGCCGCCUUCAACUUGGUGGACAUGCUGACGAGCCACCUCGGCGGCCCCGUGGCUAUCCAGGUCCUGGCCGGCCGUAAAGCCUCGUGGGGCUUCUUUGCCGGGGCGGUAAACAGGAUAGUCGUCGUAUUUGACCUGCUGUCGCAGGAACUGGCGGUGCCCGGGUCGGGGAUGCAGUUGUGGUCUGCCGCUAGCCACGAGGCCCUCAUGAACAUCCAAGAGUUCAUCAUCUCGGCCGUCAUGUCUCUCGGCUCUGUCCUGUCCCCCCGCGGCAUCCUUCGCCUCAUCAUUGAAGCCCCCUAUUUCUUCGGUAAGACCCUGGAGCGUAUCUCCAUCGCCAUGUCCAAGCCCGGCGGCCUGGUUGUCAACCUUACGCCCGCCUACACCGCACCCCCCGUCAGUCUCGAUAAUGCCCACUGGUCCGCUAGUGACCUGACGUGGGCUAUCCUCACGGGCUACGUCACCAUGCUCGCCAUCGCAGCCCUUUACCUCAAGACGGGCAUCCGCUUUGCUCGCGGCACCUCCCUCGAGGACUGGGAGGUCGGCCUCAUUGACACGCUACACCAGGCUAGCGGGAUCCUCAAGGUCAUCACCGUCAUUGGCAUCGAGAUGCUCGUCUUCCCGCUGUACUGCGGUCUGCUUCUCGACUGUGCGCUCCUACCCCUCUUUGCGGGGGCCACCGUCACCUCCCGCCUGCAGUUUACGUACAAUAAUCCGUGGACGUCGUUGUUUGUCCAUUGGUUUGUCGGGACAGGCUACAUGUUUCACUUUGCUCUGUUUGUGUCCAUGUGUCACUUCAUUCGCGACCCUGAUGAUCCUGAAUUUCAUCCCGUACGAGAUGUUCUCGAGAGAAACCUGACGACACAACUCCGCAAGAUCCUGUUCUCGGCCUUUGUCUACGGAGCACUAGUCAUUGUAUGUCUUGGCGGGGUCGUCUGGGGUCUGGCCUACGCCGCUCCCGGUGUCCUCCCCAUUCACUACUCGUCCAACGAGCCGGUUCUCGAAUUCCCCGUCGACUUGCUCUUCUACAACUUCUUCAUGCCACUCGCAUUCAGAGUGUUCAAACCAGGUGAUGCGCUCCAUUCCAUGUAUAGCUGGUGUUUCCGCAAAAGUGCGCGCAUCCUGCGACUCACCUAUUUCCUCUUUGGCGAGCGUCGCAUCGAUGAGGAGGGCACACUCCGACUACCUGAUUCCUCGCCCUACCGGGAUUCUGCACCCUACCGACUGCCAUUCCUCGGCCUGGACGAAGAUAAGAGGAACGUAAUUCCCAAGUCCCUGAUUGACAUCCUCGACGGCGUUGAGACGGGCCCCGAUAGUUCCUUUGCCUACGCGAACAAGCACCUGAGGCGUAGAAAGGCCCGCCUCGUGGAAACUGGCCAGCUCGUUCAGGAUGGACGCUUCGUCCGCGCACCCGCCUCCGACCGCAUCAAGAUACCCAAAGGCAGAAAGGUCUUUCUUGAAGUCAACGAAAGUGGGCGACGUAUCGACGGCAAACCCGAUGAAGGGCUCUACGCUUCUGGUCAAUUCAAGAUGGUCUAUGUGCCGCCGCACCUUAUCCCGCGCGCUUUCCUGUUCAUCCUUUUCAUCUGGACCUUUGCCGCCGUCACCGGGGUGGGCUUGACUGUGAUCCCCCUGAUCUUAGGCAGGGCUAUGUUCAAGGCUGCGUUGCCGGACCAUGUGAGGACCAACGACAUAUACGCAUUCUGCAUUGGUGUGCACGUCUUCGUAUUUGCCGCCUACGCCAUCUCCCACGGCCGGCAGCUGUGGGCCAACGUUCGAUCCUUAUGGCUCGCGGGUAUGCACGCAAAGUCGUCGGAGAGGGUAACGAUGUGUGUGCAGUCGGUCGCCUGGGCGGCCAAGCUCUUGUACGCCUACACGUUCAUCCUGUUCAUCUGCCCGCUCGUUCUCUCGGCUCUGGUGGAGCUGUACAUCAACAUGCCUCUGCAUACGCUCAUGAAUCCACCUUCGGCGCGGGACUUUACGGGCCAGACGGGACACGGACACCACAAGAUCCGCAUCAUCGAAGCGUGGACCCUAGGCCUCCUAUACCAGCGUCUGGCAGCCAAGAUGAUUUCUAGCCUGUACUACCACAGCCGGUUCUGCAUGGCGAUGCGGGCGGUCCUCCGGCGCGGCUGGCUAGACCCGGACAUUGGCAUUCUGACGCGGGCGUUUGUCAUUCCCGGCACAGCAUUCUCGCUGGUGGCGGUGCUGGGCCCCGCGGCGCUCGCCAACCUGGUUGAGUCGCAGUUCGCGUCGCUGCUGAGCAGCGGUAACGGCGGCCACGGCCCCAAGGAGAUGGCAUCGCGCGUCAUCAGGCACAGGCAGGCAUACCCCUUCGUGGCGGUACUAGCCAUGCUCACGCGGCAUUUUGUCGUCAUGAAGGGUGGGUUUGACACGCUCAAGGCGCAGGUGCGUGAUGAUGCGUACCUCAUGGGUGAGAGGCUGCAGAAUUACGAUGGGCCUCCCUCGGAUACGAGGACGGCAAAGGCGCAGAGGCAGGUUGCCGGUAGAGCUGCUGCAAUGCUCUAA
Messenger RNA from Geosmithia morbida, 4533 nucleotides. RefSeq names its product E3 ubiquitin-protein ligase MARCH6. The record is from RefSeq and is a predicted model, not a curated record. The coding region runs from base 1 to 4533 and encodes 1510 amino acids. Gene Ontology annotation, cellular component: endoplasmic reticulum membrane. The transcript is spliced from 3 exons. Gene Ontology annotation, molecular function: zinc ion binding. Lineage: Eukaryota; Fungi; Ascomycota; Sordariomycetes; Hypocreales; Bionectriaceae.